Rotaria sp. Silwood2 is the source of this 750-nucleotide messenger RNA. NCBI's taxonomy places the organism in Eukaryota, Metazoa, Rotifera, Eurotatoria, Philodinida, Philodinidae. The record is from the annotation of a GenBank genome assembly.
AUGCUAACUCGAGAGAUCAACUUUUAUUUUCCUUUUAGACAACCAACACAACAGGUAACAACUGAUAAUUUUGACAAUACUUCAGAAAGUGAAAAUGAUGCACAAUCGGAUUCGUAUGCUAUCGAUGUACCUGAGGAAAUUGAAGAUGAAGCUUCAUCAGAUAAUGGAAAUUCAACCGAUAGCGAGGAAGAAUCUGGUGAAAAUCAUAAUACAACGGAUGAUGAAUCGAACAUCGAUGUUGAAGAUGAAUCUGAAGAUGAAUCUGGAGAUGACAUCGAUGGUGGAUAUGCAAAAAAUUACGAUGAACAAGUAGUCCAACAAGGAAAUAUUCAAUUCUCAGUUCUUCAACUAGUGAAACGAAUUCGUUCAUGCAUUGGCAAUAUUCGUGCUAAAAGAGCUGUACUUGAUUAUGUUAAAAAGAAAGCACAAUCAGUUGAUCCACCGAUUACAUCUACACUUAUUACAGACAUUGAAAUCCGAUGGAACACCACAUUUGUAAUGAUCGAUCGUUUCACUAAACAUCGUGCUAUUAUUGACGACAUUAAUGGUCGACCAUAUCAGAUACCAAAUACAAGUUCAACACAACAAUUAAAAAUUGGUUCAAAGGAAUUUGAAUUCACCAACAAUGACUGGCAUCGAAUAACUGAUUUAAAAAAAGCAUUAGAACCAUUUAUGAUUUCCACAAAUGUAGUGUCUGCCAAAAACUAUCCCACGUUAGCAGCAGCUUAUUCUGGUGAGAUUUUUAUUUGA